AUGUCUAUCUCUGCGGAAGAAUUUCGUUUCUGGGACUGCUCAAUCGAUGACUGUCCCAAUCCUUCGGCAAUUGACAUAGGCAGUUGUGAGCGAUGCCAGCAACACUUUUGCUCGACCCAUGUUGAUUCACCUUUACACAGAUGUGACAAAGGCUUUAUAGACGAUGCUACCUGGGACGCAACUCAGAUAGAGGAACUGGAAUCCCUUCAUCGGAGGGUCAAUUACGAGUCGCUUUUGCGCCGCGCCUCCUUAUUAAAACGCGGGAUUCCUUGCCAACUAGAUGACACAGACCCCCUUGGAAGAUCUCUUCUUGGUGGCAUGCAUGUUCAUCGCCGCAUUGUCUUUGCAGAUAGGUCGAGCUGGCUUGCACGCUUGCCACGUCAGAACUUCACCUCGUUCUCUGAUGAGACCACCAACAAUAUGCUACUGAGCGAAUGUGCCACACUGCAAUGGCUAUCGCGUAUCCAAGAUGUCCCUACCCCAAAGGUUCAUGGCUAUGGAUUACGAAAUGACCCACAAAACGAUGUUGGCGCUGCAUACAUGCUGAUAGAUGAGAUGCCCGGACGACCUUUACUGUAUCUGGAACCAACACCUGAGCAGCUAGAAAAAGUAUACAGAAGCUUGGCACGCAUUUUACGCAUACUGAGCGAGCAUCCAUGCGAAAAGAUCGGGUCACUCACGUACGAUUCUAGCGGAGAAAUUUGCGUAGGACACAUUGCAGGCGACCGCGCUGGAACGCUGCCGCCACUUGGUCCGUUUUCAAACGCAGUCGAUUACUACCUGUUCUCGUCCUAUGCAGCUGAUGCAUAUCUCAUUUACAAAUACAUAGCUAAGUUAGCUGUGGAAAGGCGUUUUAAUUGUUUUGAGAACGAUCUUGACAACGGCCCAUUCUUUCUAAAACACAUGGACGACAAGGGAGACCAUAUCAUGGUAGAUGACGAAUUCAAUGUCGUUGGACUCAUCGACUGGAGCUUUGCUAGGACUGUCCCUAUCUACGAAGCUUUUGGGCCCUCCCUUGUCAGCGCGGAUAUGAGUUCAAUAUAUAGUGGGAUAGCAGGCCGUGGCGAUCAAGAUAAGGCGCUUCAAUAUGCAUUGGAGUCUGAAUGUCAACAUUUGGGUCGAUUUGCUGCUGCGCCGGACCUGAUACGCCGCCUCUGUUUUGGACUUGGAACGGGAAUGAACUUCUCCUGGAAGGAAGCUCUAGAUGUCUUUCAGGGAAUGGUUAAUACGGUUGACGGAACUUCAGAAGUUCUCGAUUGGGAAAAAUGGCGUACCACUCAUUUAUCACAGUUCUCGAAUGAUCACACGCUGCAACAGCUUGCAGAAUCUGCGGUAAACGGAGAGGAAUCCAAGCUGGAAGGCAAACAGAAGCACAACCCUUUUCGUUUUGCAACAUGCUCUGUACCAGAAUGUGACAAAGCAGGUGUUCGUGGGGCCAGCUGUUCGAUGUGUCAAAGACAUCUGCGUGCGAUACACCAAGACAAGAAUUUUCAUACCUGUCCUUCCAUGUCUGAGCUGAAUGAUGAGGCAUGGGAAAAGGCUAUAAAUGAUGAGGUAGAAGUGUUGCUCUCCGAAAUUAAUGUGAGCGAACUCACGAAACGAGCAACGUCCCUGAAUGGCGGGAAGCAUUGUAGACUUCAACCAGGCAAGCACAUAGGGGCUGGGUCGCUCAUGGGCUGCGCAAACUAUCAUGCAAUUCUUAUAUUUGAUGACGGCGAGGAACGGCUCGCUCGCAUUCCACGAACAGGAUUCAGCGACGUCCCAAUGGACCUGGUGGAAUAUCUGGUAGCGAGCGAGUAUGCUACGCUCAAAUUUCUGGAGUCGACGAGGCUGCCUUCUCCGAAAGCAUUUGGUUAUGGAAUUCUUUCUGAUACAGCCAACGCCGUGGGUGUUAACUACAUAUUGAUGGAGAAAUUGCCAGGGAAGCCUUAUUAUCCGUACCUUGCAACGCCAGACCAACAGAGUCGAGUGAUAAGCCAGGUAGCCGACUUCUUGAUCGAACUGAGCAAAUAUCCCUUACCUCAUGCUGGCUCGCCUUUAUCGACAGAAGGCAGUAUCAACGUUGGACCCGUGGUGAGCAACCGGUUCGUUUCCCUUGGGAAAUACGGCCCUUUCGACAGCGCCGUGGAAUACUUUACCGGUAUCACAGACGAGUACCUCAGCCUCAUAGCGGAUAAGCAAAUUUACGAUCAAUACCCAAAGGAAGCCUUUCUGUUCUACAAAUUACUUCAUCGACAUGCAGCAGACUUGUGCUGCAAUGAGACCCGUGGGGCCUUUUAUCUUAAACAUGUCGAUGAUAAAGGCGAUCAUCUACUUAUCGAUAACGACUACAACGUCACUGGGAUUAUUGAUUGGCAAUUUGCACGAGUUGUUCCUGCCUGUGAAGCCUUUGGUCCGUCGCUCGUAACGGCUGAUCUGGGUGCCCUUUACUCCGGCACAGCCAGUCUCUCGGAGGAUGACAAGACGCUUUUACAAGAGCUGAAACUUAAGGGAAGGGAUGACUUAGCUGUCUAUACUGGCGAUUUCGAUCCUGUUCGAAGGUUCCACAUGGGUCUUGCAAGUGGAUUCAAUCGGGACGAAGCCUGUGAUCUUAUCAAAGGGAUGCUGGUUUCUCUUGGAGAAGAGCCUAUGGACAUUGACUCGUGGAUUGAACAGGAAUCUGAAAAGUGUCGCGAUGAUUAUCGAUGGAAUCUAAUAUUCUCCUAA
Messenger RNA from Talaromyces rugulosus, 2706 nucleotides. RefSeq lists its product as uncharacterized. The record is from RefSeq and is a predicted model, not a curated record. NCBI's taxonomy places the organism in Eukaryota, Fungi, Ascomycota, Eurotiomycetes, Eurotiales, Trichocomaceae. The transcript is spliced from 4 exons. The coding region runs from base 1 to 2706 and encodes 901 amino acids.